This is a messenger RNA of Aspergillus brunneoviolaceus CBS 621.78, 7281 nucleotides long. RefSeq names its product putative 1,3-beta-glucan synthase component FKS1. Lineage: Eukaryota; Fungi; Ascomycota; Eurotiomycetes; Eurotiales; Aspergillaceae. Gene Ontology annotation, biological process: fungal-type cell wall polysaccharide biosynthetic process; (1->3)-beta-D-glucan biosynthetic process. The transcript is spliced from 6 exons. The record is from RefSeq and is a predicted model, not a curated record. Bases 1 to 7281 code for a protein of 2426 amino acids. Gene Ontology annotation, cellular component: 1,3-beta-D-glucan synthase complex; plasma membrane. Gene Ontology annotation, molecular function: 1,3-beta-D-glucan synthase activity; pyridoxal phosphate binding.
AUGUCCGGUUAUCCCGCAGCAGCAGGAGGGGGCCACUACGAGGAGGGCUACGGCCACCAGCAAGAGCAUGGUGACUCGUACUACCAAGACGAGCAUGGCCAGGCUUAUUAUGAUCAUGAAAAUUAUGGUGAUAGUUACUAUGAUAGAGGAAAUCAUUACAACGCCGAGGGAGGCCAAGGGUAUCAACAAGAAGGCGGUUACUAUGAUGGUGGCCACCAAGACGAGUACUACGGCGACCAAUACUAUGACCAGGGCAACCAUGGCGGCAAUGGCAGACGCCGCGGCGAGUCCGAAGAGGAUUCCGAAACAUUCAGCGACUUCACCAUGAGAUCCGAGACUGCUCGAGCGGCUGACAUGGAUUACUACGGCCGCGGCGAUGAGCGUUACAAUAGUUACGCCGACAGCCAGUAUGGUGGUCGUGGUGGAUAUGGCGGCGGUUACCGGCCACCUUCCUCCCAAGUCUCCUAUGGUGCCAACCGUUCUUCCGGGGCCUCCACCCCCGUGUACGGCAUGGACUACGGUGGUGCUCUACCUGCUGGUCAGCGCUCGCGGGAGCCCUUCCCCGCCUGGGCCUCGGACGGUCAGGUGCCUGUUUCCAAGGAAGAAAUCGAGGAUAUCUUCAUCGACCUGGUCAACAAGUUCGGUUUCCAGCGGGACAGCAUGCGCAAUAUGUACGACCACUUGAUGACACAGCUGGAUUCCAGAGCUUCUCGUAUGACCCCUAACCAGGCUCUCUUGUCGCUCCACGCCGACUACAUUGGUGGUGACAACGCGAACUACCGCCGGUGGUACUUUUCUGCUCAUUUGGAUCUGGAUGACGCCGUUGGUUUCGCGAACAUGAAGCUUGGAAAGGCCGAUCGUAAGACGAGAAAAGCUCGCGCCGCGGCCAAAAAGGCUGCCCAGCAAAAUCCCGAGAAUGUUGAAGAGAACCUCGAGGCUUUGGAGGGAGACAACAGUCUGGAAGCUGCCGAAUAUCGGUGGAAGACCCGGAUGAACCGCAUGUCUCAGCAUGAUAGAGUACGCCAGAUUGCCCUUUAUCUGCUGUGCUGGGGUGAGGCCAACCAGGUCCGUUACUUGCCGGAAUGCCUCUGCUUCAUCUUCAAGUGCGCCGAUGACUACUACAGCUCUCCCGAGUGUCAGAACCGGGUUGAGCCCGUGGAAGAGCUCACAUAUCUGAAUGAAAUCAUCACCCCCUUGUACCAGUUCUGCCGUGAUCAAGGUUACGAGAUCUCAGAUGGCAAGUAUGUUCGUCGCGAGCGUGAUCACGACAAGAUCAUCGGUUAUGAUGAUAUGAACCAGCUUUUCUGGUACCCCGAGGGCAUUGAGCGCAUUUCGUUCGAGGAUAAGACCCGCCUGGUGGAUGUCCCGCCCGCGGAGAGAUGGACAAAGCUGAAGGAUGUGGACUGGAAGAAGGCCUUCUUCAAGACCUACCGCGAGACACGUUCCUGGUUCCAUCUGGUGACCAACUUCAACCGUAUCUGGGUUAUCCAUCUUGGUGCUUUCUGGUUCUUCACUGCUUACAACGCCCCGACGCUUUACACCACCGACUACCAACAGCAGUUGGACAACAAACCGCCAGGCUCUUAUUACUGGUCUGCUGUUGGUUUCGGAGGUGCUCUGGUUUCCUUCAUUCAGAUCAUGGCUACCAUUUGUGAAUGGAUGUAUGUCCCUCGCCGAUGGGCUGGCGCGCAGCAUCUCACUAAGCGGCUGUUCUUCCUCUUGGCCGUUUUCAUCGUCAAUCUUGCUCCUGGUGUUGUUGUCUUCGGAUUCAAGAAAACCAUCGGCGAGACGAUUGCUCUCGUCAUCGGUAUCGUCCACUUCUUCAUCGCCUUAGCUACGUUCUUCUUCUUCUCUGUCAUGCCGCUUGGUGGUCUCUUUGGUAGUUAUAUGAAGAAGCACGGACGUCAAUACGUUGCCAGUCAGACGUUCACGGCUAGCUUCCCUCGUCUCACCGGUAACGACAUGUGGAUGUCUUACGGUCUCUGGAUUUGUGUCUUUGGUGCCAAGCUGGUUGAGUCCUACUUCUUCCUGACCUUGUCCCUGAAGGAUCCUAUCCGUAUCCUGUCGCCCAUGCGCAUUCACCAGUGUGCGGGUGUCACUUAUAUCCCCAACGUGCUCUGCCACCGUCAGCCUCAGAUUCUCCUGGGUCUGAUGUUCUUCAUGGACUUGACGCUCUUCUUCCUCGACAGUUACCUGUGGUACGUUAUCUGUAACACGAUCUUCUCCGUCGCCAGGUCGUUCUACCUCGGUGUCUCGAUCUGGUCGCCCUGGAGAAAUGUCUUCUCUCGCCUGCCCAAGCGUAUCUACUCGAAGGUGCUCGCUACGACCGACAUGGAAAUCAAGUACAAGCCCAAGGUUCUCAUCUCACAGGUAUGGAACGCUAUCAUCAUUUCCAUGUAUAGAGAGCACCUUUUGGCCAUCGACCACGUCCAGAAGUUGCUCUACCACCAGGUUCCUUCCGAAGUCGAAGGCAAGCGGACUCUUCGUGCCCCUACCUUUUUCGUCUCGCAGGAAGAUCAGUCUUUCAAGACUGAGUUCUUUCCCGCUGGUAGCGAGGCCGAACGUCGUAUCUCCUUCUUCGCCCAAUCCUUGUCCACGCCUAUGCCCGAGCCGCUCCCGGUCGACAACAUGCCCACUUUUACCGUCCUCAUUCCUCACUACGGUGAAAAGAUUCUGCUGUCCCUGCGUGAGAUUAUUCGUGAGGAUGAGCCCUACUCCCGUGUUACUCUGCUGGAAUACCUUAAGCAACUUCACCCUCACGAGUGGGAUUGCUUCGUCAAGGACACCAAGAUUCUGGCGGACGAGACCUCGCAGUUCAACGGUGACCAGGAGAAGAGCGAAAAGGAUGCUCAGAAGAGUAAGAUUGAUGACCUGCCAUUCUACUGCGUUGGUUUCAAGUCCGCCGCUCCUGAGUACACUCUUCGCACUCGUAUCUGGUCUUCGCUACGCUCCCAAACGCUUUACAGAACUAUCUCCGGUUUCAUGAACUUCAGCCGCGCCAUCAAGCUCCUGUAUCGUGUCGAGAACCCCGAAGUCGUCCAGAUGUUUGGUGGUAACUCAGAGAAGCUUGAGCGUGAGCUUGAACGUAUGGCCCGCCGCAAGUUCAAGCUCUGCGUUUCCAUGCAACGCUAUGCCAAGUUCAACAAGGAAGAGCGCGAGAACACCGAGUUCCUUCUGCGUGCCUACCCAGACCUCCAGAUCGCUUAUCUUGAUGAGGAGGCUCCGGCCGAGGAGGGCGAGGAGCCCCGUCUGUACUCUGCUCUGAUUGACGGACACUGCGAGCUUCUCGACAAUGGAAUGCGCAAGCCCAAGUUCAGAAUCCAACUUUCUGGUAAUCCUAUUCUUGGUGACGGAAAGUCUGACAACCAGAACCACUCUAUCAUUUUCUACCGCGGUGAAUACAUCCAGGUCAUCGACGCCAACCAGGACAACUACCUGGAGGAGUGCUUGAAGAUCCGCAGUGUUCUGGCCGAAUUCGAGGAACUGACCACUGACAACGUUUCUCCUUAUACUCCUGGUGUGCCCUCCGCUACUACGACCCCGGUUGCUAUUCUCGGAGCCCGUGAAUACAUCUUUUCUGAGAAUAUUGGUCUGCUUGGUGACGUUGCUGCCAGUAAGGAACAGACAUUCGGUACUUUGUUCGCGCGUACUCUCGCCCAAAUUGGUGGAAAGCUGCACUACGGUCACCCUGAUUUCCUGAACGGUAUUUUCAUGACGACCCGUGGCGGUAUUUCGAAGGCUCAAAAGGGUCUGCACCUUAACGAGGACAUUUAUGCUGGUAUGACAGUUCUGCUCCGUGGUGGACGUAUCAAGCAUUGCGAGUACUUCCAGUGCGGUAAGGGUCGUGAUCUUGGUUUUGGCUCCAUUCUGAACUUCACCACCAAGAUUGGUACUGGUAUGGGUGAGCAGAUGCUGUCCAGAGAAUACUAUUAUCUUGGAACUCAGCUGCCUCUCGAUCGUUUCUUGUCUUUCUACUAUGCCCACCCUGGUUUCCACAUUAACAACAUGUUCAUUAUGCUGUCUGUGCAGAUGUUCAUGAUCGUUCUUGUCAACCUCGGUGCCUUGAGACAUGAGACCAUCACCUGCAAGUACAACUCCGACCUGCCGAUCACCGACCCUCUCCGUCCCACGUACUGUGCUGACCUGAAGCCUAUCGUGAACUGGGUCAACCGCUGUGUUAUCUCCAUCUUCAUUGUCUUCUUCAUCUCCUUCGUUCCCCUGGCUGUCCAAGAAUUGACUGAGAGAGGUGUGUGGCGCAUGGCGACUCGUCUUGCGAAGCACUUUGGUUCCUUCUCUUUCAUGUUCGAGGUGUUCGUCUGUCAGAUCUAUGCCAAUGCUGUCCACCAAAACUUGUCUUUCGGCGGUGCUCGUUACAUCGGUACUGGCCGUGGUUUCGCAACGGCUCGUAUUCCUUUCGGUGUCCUCUACUCGCGUUUCGCCGGUCCCUCCAUCUACGCUGGUUCUCGUCAGCUUCUGAUGCUGUUGUUCGCGACUUCAACUGUCUGGACUGCCGCUCUGAUCUGGUUCUGGGUUUCACUGCUGGCCCUGGUGAUCUCUCCAUUCUUGUUCAACCCUCACCAGUUCGCUUGGCACGAUUUCUUCAUCGAUUACCGUGAUUACAUCCGCUGGCUGUCCCGUGGUAACUCCCGCUCACAUGCCUCUUCCUGGAUUGCCUUCUGUCGCUUGUCUCGUACCCGCAUUACUGGUUACAAGCGCAAGCUUCUUGGUGUUCCUUCGGAGAAGGGAUCCGGCGAUGUUCCCCGAGCUCGCAUCUCGAACAUCUUCUUCAGUGAAAUCAUCGCCCCUCUGGUGGUCGUUGGUGUUACCCUCGUGCCAUACUUGUACAUCAACUCGAGAACCGGUAUCUCGAACGACAACAAGCAUGCUUCCAACGCGAUCGUCCGUAUCGCCAUCGUUGCCUUCGGUCCGAUUGCCAUCAACGCCGGUGUUGCGGGUAUGUUCUUCGGUUUGGCUUGUUGUAUGGGUCCCAUCUUCAGCAUGUGCUGCAAGAAGUUCGGUGCUGUCUUGGCUGCCAUUGCUCACGCCAUUGCCGUGAUUGUCCUUCUGGCUAUCUUUGAGGUCAUGUUCUUCCUCGAGUCUUGGUCUUGGCCUAGAUGUGUGAUGGGCAUGAUUGCCAUGGCUGCCAUCCAACGGUUCAUCUACAAGCUCAUCAUCUCGCUUGCUCUCACCAGAGAGUUCAAGAAUGACCAGUCCAACAUCGCCUGGUGGACGGGUAAGUGGUAUAGCAUGGGCUGGCAUACUCUUUCCCAGCCUGGCCGUGAGUUCCUGUGUAAGAUAACGGAAUUGGGUUACUUCUCCGCCGACUUCGUAUUGGGCCAUAUUCUCCUGUUUGUCAUGUUGCCUGCUCUUUGCAUCCCUUACGUUGACAAGUUCCACUCGGUCAUUCUUUUCUGGCUGCGCCCGAGUCGGCAGAUUCGUCCUCCCAUUUAUACCCUGAAGCAGUCCAAGCUUCGCAAGCGGAGAGUCAUUCGUUUUGCUAUCUUGUACUUCACGAUGCUGGUUAUCUUCCUUAUCCUUCUCAUCGCCCCUCUCGUGGCUCGCAACCAGAACAUCAACCUGGGUUCAAGUCUUCCCAUGAACAUCAUGCAGCCCCUCGACAAGGACAACAAUGACACGAUUGCCAGUUACACGGGUAGAGGUCUCCCCGUCGGGUUCUCCGGCUGGACUCCUACCAACCCGGCUGCCACCGCCACCUCCAGCUACGUCUUCGUUCAGCGCCACGAGCGCCUCGUCAAUUUCGAGACCAUGGAUAUUCAGGAGACACAGCGGCUUCUUACGGAGUAUCUCCAUGAACUCGCUGCCUUGUUCCAUCGGGUUCCCGGCUCCGCGAUCUUCCUCCGUUAUGUGAAGUCCAGCUAUCAGAAUGACCCGAUCCGCUCGGCCGUGGAGCUGUUCUUGUUCCUGUUCGCCGUUCGCUACCUUCUUGCGCCGAAGUAUUCGACCAAGCCCGGUGUCGUCCAACUCUCGGAAGAUGAGAUUGAUGACUUGGUCGACGAAUGGACUCCGGAGCCGCUGGUCGGGAAGCCGACCCCCCUGGAGGCCAUGGAAGUGGACAAGCGUACUGUCAUCGUCGGCCCCGUAGGCCCGAAAUCCAAGCUCGCCAACGGCCGGACGGUCAUGAACCUGGGCUCGUACAAUUUCUACAACUUCAACACGAACGAAUCCCUCAAGGAGAAGGCGAUCCAGACCCUCCGCAACUACGGAGUCGGACCCUGUGGCCCGCGAGGCUUCUACGGUACCCAGGACGUGCACAUGAAGACCGAAGCCGACGUCGCCUCGUUCCUCGGCACCGCGUCCUGUAUCAUCUACGCCCAGGCCUUCUCGACCAUCUCCAGUGUGAUCCCGGCUUUCUCGAAGCGCGGGGACAUCAUCGUGGCCGACAAGGGGGUCAGCUUUGCGAUCCGCAAGGGUAUCCAGAUUUCGCGGAGUAUUGUCCGGUGGUACGAGCACAAUGACAUGGAGGAUCUGGAACGGGUCCUGGCCAAGGUGACCAAGGAGCAGGCGCGGAAGCCGCUCACCCGACGGUUCAUCAUCACUGAGGGUCUGUUCGAGUCGUACGGUGAUAUGGUUGACUUACCUAGAGUUAUCGAGCUGAAAUUGAAGUAUAAAUUUCGCCUCAUCCUCGACGAGACCUGGUCGUUUGGUGUUCUUGGACGCACCGGCCGUGGCGUGACGGAGCAUCAGAACGUUGACGCGGCAGAAGUCGACAUGAUCGUGGGGUCGCUGGCCGGCCCAUUGAUUGCUGGUGGAGGCUUCUGCGCGGGAUCGGAGGAGAUUGUGCACCACCAGCGGAUCUCCGCGGCGGCCUACACGUUCUCAGCCGCGUUGCCUGCUCUGCUGUCGACCACCGCGAGUGCCACGAUCAACAUGCUGCAAAAUAGCCCCGAGACGGUGACGCAGCUGCGGGAACACACCAAGGCCAUGUGGGCGCAGUUGGACCCUCGCAGCGAUUGGGUGUACUGCACCAGUGCCCCGGAGAAUCCCAUGAUGAUUCUGGUUCUCAAGCCCGAGGUGGUCCACGCGAAGAAGCUUUCCGAGGAUGAUCAACAAUUCUUGCUGCAGGAUAUCGUUGACGAGUGUCUUGCCAACGGCGUCCUUAUCAGCCGCCUCAAGACUCUCCAGGACAACUUCGAGCCGAAGCAGGUGGUGGAGCCUGCUUUGAAGGUCUGUGUGACGAUCGGCCUGACGCGAAAAGAGAUCGAGAAGGCGGGGACGAUCAUCCGCCACGCAAUUACGAAAGUCCUGAGCAAGAGGAAGUGA